UUGCCUUGAUCCGGUGCUUUUCUCCUUUGAGAUGCUUUGCGAGCUCUCUCCUCCCUCCUUCAACUAGAUACACAUACGCACGCACGCACGCACACGCACGCACUCACACACACACUCACACACACAAACACGCACACACAGGUUUCAUCUUGAACUUGCGAGGUUUUAUAUUGGGAAUCUAAAAUAGGAGAGGAGCAACCCAGUGGGAUACGGAGCGCUUACGCGCCUUCAUCAAGGACCCCUUUGGAGAGGAUAAGGACCCUUGUUGACACUUUUUUUUUGUCGCUUAUCUCUUUUUGCCUCCUCCCUUUCAGUUGGUUUUUUAUUGCUAGCUAAUCCGGAGGAUUUCUUUUUUCCCCCAUUCUUCUUUUUCUUGUUCUUGUUCUUUUUUAAUUAAUCCGCUCGAAUAGCCGGUUUCGAGGGCCGUUUUCAUGUUUUCCAUCCAGGACGGUCUCCCACGGGGAGCGCUCACCAUGAAGGAAGAACCGCUCGCCAGCGGCAUGACUCCGGUGCGCUCUUGGAUGCAGAGCGCCGGGAUACUGGACGCAAACACGGCCGCGCAAAGUGGUGUCGGUUUGGCCCGAGCUCACUACGAGAAGCAGCCUCCCUCCAACCUGCGCAAAUCCAACUUCUUCCACUUCGUCCUGGCGCUGUAUGAUCGUCAGGGGCAGCCGGUGGAAAUCGAGAGGACGUCCUACGUCGACUUCGUGGAGAAAGACAAAGAAUAUAACGGUGAAAAGACCAACAAUGGCAUCCACUACAGGUUACAGCUCCUCUACAGUAAUGGAAUCAGGACCGAGCAGGACUUGUAUGUACGGUUGAUUGACUCCAUGACUAAGCAGCCAAUCAUGUACGAGGGCCAGGACAAGAACCCAGAGAUGUGCCGCGUUCUUCUUACCCAUGAGAUCAUGUGCAGUCGGUGUUGCGACAAGAAGAGCUGCGGGAACCGAAACGAGACACCGUCAGACCCAGUGAUUAUCGACAGAUUCUUCCUGAAGUUUUUCCUCAAGUGCAAUCAGAACUGUCUGAAAAACGCUGGGAAUCCCAGAGACAUGAGACGCUUUCAGGUGGUCAUUUCGACUACGGUGAACGUAGACGGCCAUGUGCUGGCCGUGUCAGACAACAUGUUCGUCCACAAUAACUCCAAACACGGAAGACGCGCUCGCCGCCUUGAUCCAUCUGAAGCAGCCACUCCAUGCAUCAAAGCUAUAAGCCCCAGCGAGGGCUGGACAACCGGAGGAGCCACCGUCAUCAUCAUCGGAGACAACUUCUUUGACGGGCUACAGGUCGUCUUCGGAACCAUGCUCGUCUGGAGCGAGCUCAUCACACCCCAUGCCAUCCGUGUUCAGACGCCACCCAGACACAUCCCCGGGGUCGUGGAGGUCACACUGUCCUACAAAUCCAAGCAGUUCUGCAAAGGAGCACCGGGACGCUUCGUCUACACUGCUCUGAAUGAACCUACCAUCGAUUAUGGCUUCCAGAGGUUACAGAAGGUCAUUCCACGCCACCCUGGAGACCCUGAACGGUUACCUAAGGAGGUGCUGUUAAAGAGAGCAGCAGACCUGGUGGAAGCUCUUUAUGGAAUGCCUCAUAAUAAUCAGGAGAUCAUCCUAAAGAGGGCGGCCGAUCUCACUGAGGCUCUGUACAGCGUGCCACGCAGCCAUAACCAGCUGCCCUCUCUGACCGGCUCGAGUGCACACUCGGGCAUGAUGGGAGUGAACUCCUUUAGCAGCCAGCUCGCCGUCAACAUCUCUGAGGCCACGCAGGCCGACCAGGGUUAUUCACGUAACUCCAACAGCGUGUCUCCUCGUGGAUACGUGCCGAGCUCCACGCCUCAGCAGUCCAACUACAACACCAUCACCUCCACCAUGAACGGCUACGGAGCCGCCGGCAUGACCAACCUCGGUGUGCCUGGUUCACCCAGCUUCCUUAAUGGAUCCACUGCCAACUCACCCUACGCAAUCAAACAGAAGAGCGCCUUCGCCCCCGUCGUGCGGCCUCAGACCUCCCCGCCCCCCACCUGCACCAGCACCAAUGGGAGCAGUCUACAGGCCAUGGCUGGUCUCAUCGUCCCUCCCAUGUGAAGCAGGAAGAGAGUUUUUUGGCUCACUGAUGAAUAUAAAAUUUCAAGAUUCUCAAGAACUCACCGACUCAAACGUCAUCUUAGUAAAUAUCCUCACAACUUCAUCAUCAUCAUCAUCCUCAUCAAAUGGAGGAAUUUUUCUUCUUUUUUUUCUUCUUUUUUUUAAUCACGGAAAUCUUUUCCACAACCUGGACAAAGUGCAUUAAAAAAAAAAGAUAAAGACUAACAAAAAAAUUUUGUUUAUGUCUUCUGUUGGAUCGACUACCUUUCGAUCGGCAUCUUCCUGGACUCGAUUUGUAAAGAAAUGGCAGCCAAAGCCACGAAUGCGAAGGCAGCUAGAUUGGAGAUGAUUUCAGCGCAAACUGAACCGCUUGGAAAAGUGCAGCUGUGACACUCGGCUUGGCUCCAGACUUUUUUUUAUUUGCAUGCGGAGCGAUCUUGUUUCAUUUUAGUUCAUAUUCGUGAACUUCAUCGGGUAAUGAUGGAGCGAGCCAAGUGAAAAAAGGGAAUAAUCUUAUUGAAAAAAGUAAAAGAUA
Molecule: messenger RNA, 2619 nt
Organism: Tachysurus vachellii
Lineage: Eukaryota; Metazoa; Chordata; Actinopteri; Siluriformes; Bagridae
Product: transcription factor COE3
Exons: 16
Coding region: 432-2084 (550 amino acids)
Biological process (GO): regulation of transcription by RNA polymerase II
Molecular function (GO): RNA polymerase II cis-regulatory region sequence-specific DNA binding; DNA-binding transcription factor activity, RNA polymerase II-specific
Source: RefSeq, a predicted model, not a curated record